Messenger RNA from Cyclopterus lumpus (lumpfish), 4357 nucleotides. Its product is annotated as NLR family CARD domain-containing protein 3-like. Lineage: Eukaryota; Metazoa; Chordata; Actinopteri; Perciformes; Cyclopteridae. Gene Ontology annotation, molecular function: protein binding. The coding region runs from base 121 to 3099 and encodes 992 amino acids. The transcript is spliced from 11 exons. The record is from RefSeq and is a predicted model, not a curated record.
UGAGAACAGGAAAAGAAGUGUUGCGUCAUAGAGCUCAGACUUCAUUUGGAGUCGGAGCAGGAGGAGAGAAGCUGAAGUCAGUGUUCCUGUUUAUCUCUCAGACUGACUUCAGAUCAGAAGAUGAGUUGUUAUGAGGAGGAAGAGGAGGACAGAGCAGAGUCUCUGGUCUCCGGCUGUCAGUCUAUGAAGAGUGAUGCAUCCAAAGGAGAUCCGCCAUUUUUCAGUCCUGAACCUGGACCCUCAGACUCAAAAGUUCUGUCCAGAUCAGAGUCUCCAGGAUCCAUCUGUCAGUCUGUGAAGAGUGAUUGGUCCAAAGAUACACCUCCAUUCUUCAGUCCUGAACCUGGACCCUCAGACUCAAAAGUUCAGACCAGAUCAGAGUCUCCAGGAUCCAUCUGUCAGUCUAUGAAGAGUGAUCGGUCCAAAGAUCCUCCUCCAGACCUCAGUCCUGAACCUGGACCCUCAGACUCAAAAGUUAUGUCCAGAUUAGAGUCUCCAGGAUCCAUCUGUCAGUCUGUGAAGAGUGAUUGGUCCAAAGAUACACCUCCAUUCUUCAGUCCUGAACCUGGACCCUCAGACUCAAAAGUUCAGUCCAGAUUAGAGUCUCCAGGAUCCAUCUGUCAGUCUAUGAAGAGUGAUCGGUCCAAAGAUCCUCCUCCAGACCUCAGUCCUGAACCUGGACCCUCAGACUCAAAAGAGAGGAAGAGGAGUCCUGUUCCUGGGGAGGAGCUGAUGUCCAGAACCAGAACCAGACCGCAGACAGCCGGUGACAGCAGCACUGUACAAGAUCCUGGUCUACAGGAGGUUUUAAAUGAACACAAGAUCAGUCUGAAGAAGAGAUGUGAACGUGUGACUGAAGGAAUCGGUGAAACAGGAAGUGGAACCCUCCUCAACAGCAUCUACACGGAGCUCUACAUCACAGAGGGACAGAGUGAAGAGGUCAAUACCCAACAUGAGGUGAGGCAGCUCGAGUCGGCUUCCAAGAAGAACACCCUCCAGGACACUCCCAUCAAGUGCCACGACAUCUUCAAAGCCUCAGCUGACCAGCGGACCAUCAGAGUGGUUCUGACCAACGGCGUCGCUGGCGUUGGAAAAACCUUCUCGGUGCAGAAGUUCACUCUGGACUGGGCCGAGGGUUUGGAGAACCAGGAUGUGGGUCUGGUGGUUGUGCUUUCGUUCAGGGAGCUGAACCUGAUCAAAGAUGAGCAGUACAGUCUUCUCAAGAUGCUCCAUGUGUUCCAUCCAACAUUACAGAAGGUCCCAGCAGAAGAGCUCUCUGGCUGGAAGGUUCUGUUCAUCUUUGAUGGUCUGGAUGAAAGCAGACUGGCUUUGGAUUUCAUCAACAAUGAGGUUGUGUGUGAUGUCACCCAGGAGGCAUCGGUCAACGUGCUGCUGACGAACCUCAUCAAGGGGAACCUGCUUCCCUCGGCUCUUGUCUGGAUAACUUCCAGACCUGCAGCAGCCAAUCAGAUCGCUCCUGUUGACAGGCUAACAGAAGUACGGGGCUUCACCGACCCCCAGAAGGACGAGUACUUCAGGGGGAGAUUCAGUGAUGCAGAGCUGUGCGGCACCAUCAUCUCACACAUCAAGACAUCCAGGAGCCUCCACAUCAUGUGUCAGAUCCCAGUCUUCUGCUGGAUCACUGCCACAGUGCUGGACCACAUGUGGACUAUAGGCCAGAGAGGAGAGCUGCCCAAGACCCUGACCGACAUGUACUCACACUUCCUGCUGGUCCAGACAAAGAGGAAGAAGCAGAAGUACCAUGAAGGACACGAGACAAGUCCUCGGGAGCUGAUGGAGGCUGACGGGGAAGUUCUCCUGAAGCUGGGGAGGCUGGCGAUUGAACAUCUGGAGAAAGGAAACAUCAUGUUCUACCAAGAAGACCUGGAGCAGUGUGGUCUAGAAGUCACAGAGGCCUCAGUGUUCUCAGGAGUCUGUACAGAGAUCUUCAGAAGAGAGAGUGUGAUCUUCCAGAAAACUGUCUACUGCUUUGUUCACCUGAGUGUUCAAGAGUUCCUGGCUGCCGUCUACAUGUUCCACUGUUUCACACACAAGAAGAUGGAGGUACUGGAGGACUUCCUGGGAAAAGACUGGAAUUAUUCAUCUCUGGAGAACUUCCUGGUUAGAGCCAUGGAGAUAUCCCUCAAAAGUAAAAAUGGCCACCUGGACCUGUUAGUCCGCUUCCUUCAUGGCCUCUCUCUGGAGUCCAACCAGAGAGUCUUAGGAGGUCUGCUGGGUCAGACAGACCACAGUCCAGAAACCUUUCAGAAAGCCAUCAACAACCUGAAGAAGAUGAAAAGUAACAGAAUCUCUCCUGACAGAAGCAUCAACAUCUUCCACUGUCUGGUGGAGAUGAAGGACCUCUCAGUUCAUCAGGAGAUCCAGAAGUUCCUGAAGUCAGAGAACCGAUCAGAGGAGAGACUUUCAGAGAUCCACUGCUCAGCUCUGGCCCACAUGCUGCAGAUGUCAGAGGAGGUUCUGGAUAAGUUGGACCUGGACAAGUACAAAACAUCAAAAGAGGGACGACAGAGACUCAUUCCAGCUGUGAGGAACUGCAGAAAGGCUGACCUUUCUUUCUGUCGACUCUCAGAGACUCACUAUGAAGUUGUGGUCUCAGCUCUGAAGUCCAACCCCUCCAGUCUGAGAGAACUGUUUCUGAGAAACAACAAGCUGCAGGAUUCAGAUGUGAAGCUGCUGUCUGCUGGACUGGAGAGUCCACAUUGUAGACUGGAGACUCUGAGGAUUUGGAGUUGCGGCUUGUCACCGAUCAGCUGUUCUUCUCUGGCCUCAGCUCUGAAGUCCAACCCCUCCAGUCUGAGAGAACUGGAUCUGAGUCACAACGACCUGCUGGAUUCAGGAGUGAAGCUGCUGUCUGCUGGACUGGAGAGUCCACAUUGUAGACUGGAGACUCUGAGGUUGCAGAGCUGCAUUUUUUCGGAGAUCAGCUGUUCUUAUCUGGCCUCAGCUCUGAAGUCCAACCCCUCCAGUCUGAGAGAACUGGAUCUGAGUAACAACAAGCUGCAGGAUUCAGAUGUGAAGCUGCUGUCUGCUGGACUGGAGAGUCCAGACUGGAGACUGGAGACUCUGAGAUGGGAGUGAGUCCACCAUCAUCUCUGUGUGGCUCUGGACCUGAUCAGAGGACCAUCGGUGGAUCUGGACUCUACGUGGAUUUAGUUUAGUCCUUUGGUUCCUUCAUGUGUUCUGACUCUAAAGUGUCAGAUGAGUUGUGUUCAUGACAUCAUCACAGGAGAUGAACACAUGUAAAUGUUCCUGCUUUGCUUCCUGUUGCAGCGCCUCUCUGUGGAUUGAUGUAGUUCUGCACGUCAUUGACUCAUAUUUAUCAUUAACACUGGGAGUUGAUGUAAAGUGACCUUAGUACCAACACUACCAGCCUUUUAUCAUGGUACAGAUGCAUAGCAGCUUGCAACAAACCGAGAGAAGAUAAAACCUGAAUUCAAUCAAAGCUUCACUUUAGUGCUAACCACUGACCCAGUUUGACAUCUAACUCCACACAGAACAUGGCCACGGUCCUCUCCACUGUCAGAGACAACACCACUCAACUCUAUGGCAAAUGAUGCUCAUGUGGUGUUCGACCAAACACUAUAUUUGUUUGUCCAUAUUUGAUUAUUGUUGUUUUUACUGUUGCUUGUUAUUUGUUUGGACGUGUUAUGUCAAAUUGAAAAUGCGUGUGUCAUCGCAACAAUAAGCAGUACAUAUUUUCUUUUUUCUUACACUUAAAGUUGACUGAUUUGAUUCACCUUUCCCUCAAUGAGUGAUUCUUAAUUAGCUAUCUACAUAACUGGUACACAAAUUGCAACUAAAAAAAAUGAAGUUUAAAUAGACCUGCGUGUCAUAAUCUCCACUAUAAGCAGCUAAAAAUGUUUUACUUAAUCUUAAAGUUGUUCUGAUUGGAUCCGCCUUUCACUCAAUGAGUCAGCCGUUGCUGGGCAGAAAUGGACAAGACAACGACUCCGAUUAGACUCUUCCGAUAGAAGAUUGGCUCUUUGCUUAAUGGUUUUCAUUUAAGUAAUGUGACGGUAAAAAUAUGUGUUGUUUUGUGAACUGGUUCAAGGGCAGAGCAAUAGGGAGGAUGGGGAGGAGGACAGAUGGCCAUAUGCCUUAUCGAAACCAAUACACUCCUCUUUGUUCUUCUCAAUUCUUAUCCAAGACAUUCACACGGUUUCUUCGUUUGUCAUCAUUAGUGGGGCCCUGGAGGGGGGUGCAUGUGCUUGUAUAAAUCACGAUGUAAUACAAUGUAUGAAUGAAGAGAUUUCGGCAGCUCACUGAGACACGUGGCUGUUGAACCCUUUUCCCAGCUUGCAAGCUUGAAUAAACGGAAAGACAACUUUGAUUCCUU